Molecule: messenger RNA, 2827 nt
Organism: Pseudocercospora fijiensis CIRAD86
Lineage: Eukaryota; Fungi; Ascomycota; Dothideomycetes; Mycosphaerellales; Mycosphaerellaceae
Exons: 3
Coding region: 192-2753 (853 amino acids)
Biological process (GO): retrograde vesicle-mediated transport, Golgi to endoplasmic reticulum; endoplasmic reticulum to Golgi vesicle-mediated transport; intra-Golgi vesicle-mediated transport
Cellular component (GO): COPI vesicle coat
Molecular function (GO): structural molecule activity; protein binding
Source: RefSeq, a predicted model, not a curated record
CCUUGACGGAUUCUUCCGCUCCAUCUCAGAGUCGCUCUGUACGAACCUGCAUACAGGAAGAAUCGGGAAGGGGAAGGGGAAGGAGUUCAGGGAGAAAGGCAGAAAGGGACAAGUGGGCUGUUCCACUUCCACUUCGACAGUCCCUUGCUUCGAGCGGCAUUACAGCAAUUCAGAAUUAGCAGGCAGACGCAAUGAGGCUCGACGUAAAGCGCCAACUGUUUGCGCGCAGUGAGCGUGUUAAGGGCAUCGACUUCCACGCCUCGGAGCCAUGGAUCCUCACCACUCUCUACAGCGGCCACGUCUACAUAUGGUCCUACGAAACACAGAGCAUUAUCAAGACCUUUGAAUUGACUGAUGUGCCUGUGCGCGCCGGACGAUUCGUCGCCCGCAAGAACUGGAUUGUGUGUGGCAGCGAUGACUUCCAAUUGCGAGUAUACAACUACAACACGUCCGAGAAGAUCACCUCCUUCGAAGCACACCCAGACUACAUCCGAGCGAUCGUCGUACAUCCGACCCAGCCCUUCGUGCUUACUGCCAGCGAUGACAUGACCAUCAAGCUGUGGGAUUGGGAGAAGGGUUGGAAGUGUGUGCAAGUCUUUGAGGGACACAGUCACUAUGUCAUGGGACUGGCCAUCAAUCCAAAAGAUACCAACACAUUUGCAUCCGCAUGUCUAGAUCGAACAGUCAAGAUCUGGAGUCUCGGAUCAAGCACUCCCAAUUUCACCCUCGAAGCACACGAGACAAAAGGCGUGAACCACGUCGACUACUACCCACAAUCCGACAAGCCAUACCUCCUCACUACCUCAGAUGAUCGGACAGUCAAGAUUUGGGAUUACACCACAAAAGCAUUGAUCGCGACUCUGGAAGGACACACAUCGAAUGUCUCGUUCGCAUGCUACCACCCAGAACUACCAGUUAUCAUUUCUGGUUCAGAAGAUGGCACAGUCAAAAUCUGGCAUGCGAACACGUAUCGUCUCGAGCAGUCUUUGUCAUACGGUCUGGAGCGAGCAUGGUGUGUUUCGUACCAGCGAGGCAAGCAGGGCAUUGCCAUGGGUUUCGACGAUGGUGCCGUUGUGGUGAAGAUGGGUCGCGAGGAGCCGGCAGUUUCCAUGGACGCAUCUGGCAAGAUUAUCUGGGCACGACAUUCCGAAAUCCUCACAUCAGUCAUCAAGGGUGGUGACAAGAAUCUCAAGGACAACCAACCCGUCUCACUCGCAUCAAAAGACCUUGGAAGCACAGAAAUAUACCCCCAAACACUCAUCCACUCGCCCAAUGGCAGAUUCGUCGCAGUCUGUGGAGAUGGAGAAUACAUCAUCUACACUGCUCUUGCCCUUCGUAACCAGGCUUUCGGCUCCGCUUUGGACUUUGCCUGGGCAUCGAAAGAGAAUGACAAGGACUAUGCUAUCCGGGAAUCACAGUACUCGGUGAAGAUCUUCCGCAACUUCAAGCCAAAAGCUGGAGAUGGCACUGUGAAUGUUGGCUUCACUGCUGAGGGCUUAAGUGGCGGCGUUCUGCUUGGUGUCAAAGGUCAAGGUGGUGUCGGCUUCUUCGACUGGGAGACUGGCAAGCUUGUGCGCCGAAUUGAGGUCGAGCCUCGCAAUGUCUACUGGUCAGAAUCUGGCGAGCUCGUGUGCUUGGCUUGCGAGGACACAUAUUAUGUCUUACGAUACUCGCGAGAACAGUAUGUCGCUGCUCUGCAGUCUGGCAGCGUUGACGAAGAUGGUGUUGAAGAUGCUUUCGAGGUUGUGUGCGAUAUCAACGAAAGCGUCCGCACUGGUCAAUGGGUUGGCGACUGCUUCGUCUACACCAACAGCACUAACCGCCUCAAUUACCUCGUCGGUGACCAAAUCUACACGGUCUCACACUUCGAUCAGCCCUACUACGUCCUCGGAUACCUGCCCAGAGAUGGCAGAGUAUACAUCUGUGACAAGGACGUCAACGUCACAUCCUUCGCCCUCUCUGUCAGCGUCAUCGAAUUCCAGACUCUUGUACUCCGUGGUGAGCUCGAAAGUGCGUUAGAAAUGCUCGAACAAGGCGACAUCCCUGAAGACCAAAAGACCAAGAUCGCCAGGUUCCUCGAAGGACAAGGCUACAAGGAACAAGCUCUCGAGGUAUCCACAGACAACGAGCACCGCUUCGAACUGGCACUAUCGCUCAAUGAACUCAACACGGCACUCGAAUUAGCACGCGACGCAAACGCAGAGCACAAGUGGAAACUUGUCGGCGACGCAGCACUCACCGGCUGGGACUUCGUCGUCGCUGAGGAAUGCUUCCGAAACGCCAAGGACCUGAGCAGUUUACUCAUGUUCUACUCAUCCUCGCUCAAUGAAGAAGGCCUAAGAUGGGUGGCCGAGAAAGCCCAGGACUCCGGCCUUUACAACAUCGCAUACGACUGCUUACUUCUCCUCGGCGACGUGGACGGCUGUCUCGAUCUCCAAAUCAAGACAGGACGUCUCGCGGAGGCCGCAUUUACAGCGCACACUUACAAGCCCUCAAGAGCACAAGACAUCACGAAGCAAUGGAAAGGCAGCCUGGAGAAGAGCGGCAAAGGUAAGGUCGCGAGAUUGGUUGGUGUUCCGGGCGAAGAUGAGGAGAUGUUCCCUGAGUGGGAUAGUGUUUUGAAAUUGGAGGCUGAGGGUGGGAGUCAUGCGGAUUUGAUUGAUGUUAGCGAACCUGCGACGAACGGUGCGGAGGCGCCUGCCCAAGUUGCUGCUGAGGUUGCGGAUACGGCGGAGAAGAUUGAUGCUGAGUAAGUCAGGUCUUGAGGCCAACAGUGAUAGAAAGCUUUAUGUUUAUGUAUACCCGAAGACAAAAGCAGUUGGGAAGC